UAGAAGGAGGCUAUCGAAAACAUUGUCACACCUACACAAUCUUAAGGCGUGACUAGGGUCUGUGUCGUCAGUGUUUUCCUCUCCUUCGUCGUUUGGAGGUGUUUUGUUAUCUCGCUUACGUUUGUGUAUUUGGUCUCCAACAGGGUGCGCACUUUGUAGUUGUUUCUAGGGCCAUUCUUUCCACUCUCGGUUAAAAAGACGGAGCUGUGGCGUUUUCUCUUCGCAGUUGGAGCAGCACGGGGUUCACAAUGGGAGAAAACAAGGACAGCGAGACUUUGGUUCACGUCAAUGAAAAAGUGACGGACGUCGCCCGAAAAGUCAUUGAAUCGCAGAACACAGACGACGCCUUCUUUGUUUGUGAUCUACGUGAAUUGGAAGGAAAGAUAAAGUUAUGGCGAGAGGAAAUGCCCCGUGUGACGCCAUUCUACGCUGUCAAGGCUUGCUCAGAUCCAGUUAUACUUCAAAUAUUGAAUGCCAAUGGGGUUAAUUUCGACUGCUCCAACAAGGCUGAAAUGAUGUCAGUGUUCGAUAUCGGCGUCACACCAAGUCGGAUCGUCUACGCCAACACCGUGAAGUGCACCUCUCAUCUGAGCUUCGCACAGCAAAAAGGCGUGACCCUCAUGACAUUCGAUUCAGCAGAAGAGUUGAAAAAAAUCGAAGACCCCAAUGCAAGGUUGCUGCUUCGCAUAGCUGCAAAUGAAUACGGAGUACAACAGUCCAUGAAUGCCAAAUAUGGUAUUCCAUCCCGAGAAGCCAGACGAAUUCUCUGCUCGGCUAGAGACAUGGAAAUGAAUGUCGUCGGUGUGUCAUUUCACGUUGGCUGCGCUUACAAGCAUCCCGAGAUAUUUGCCUUGACAAUUGCUGACGCCAGAGCUGUUUUCGACAUUGGCAUAGAGAUGGGUUUCGCAAUGACAGUUCUCGACAUCGGGGGAGGAUUUCCUGGUGGUGUUCGAAAGAAAGACCAUUUCCACAAGGUGUGCGAAGCCGUUCGAUCUUCCAUCGACCAGUUAUUCCCCCCCUCCUCCGGGGUCGAAAUCAUCGGCGAACCAGGGCAGUUUUUUGUCACCUCUGCAUACACUCUGCUAACCAAAGUGGUCGGCAAAAAAACGAAGGAGCUUGUGAUUGAUGGACUGGCCCACACACAUGAAAAUGUGUACAUAAAUGAAAGCAAAUACAAUGUCAUUCCUCGGGACCUUUACCAGUUUAUGGACAUUUGCUACCGUCCACUUGAUCCUCCGUAUGAGAGGCCUUCAGAGGUUCUCACCACUCUUUGGGGUGCUACCUGCAAUCCUAUGGACUGCAUUCUACGCAAGGUGCCGUUCUUCGAAGUCUUUGUGGAUGAGUGGCUACUAAUGGACAACAUGGGCGCCUACACGCUAGUACUGGCUUGUGGGUUCAACGGUUUUCCCAUGCCGGAGGUGCAUUACAUCUGCACGGCGAAGCUCGCUCUUCAAGUUCGUCGGACCAUCGAUGCGAUGGUGGUGCGAUCGGGCUACGGCCAUUUGCAACAAGCCGUGAAAUGGCACCGCAUGCGAAACAGUCUGUCACAUAAGGCUUGACUUCUUGCCUGCCCAACUCGGUGGGAAUAUUUCCCAGCAGUACUGUACCUCAUAGGCAUGCAUUUGUAACUUUACGGAUAUUUAUACUCACUUGAGCAGAGCACUGCGGUCACACGAAAUAGCAGUGACUUUUUUUAUUAUUCUAGCGCUAAGUUAGUGUCCUUUUCCUUCUUGUUAGUCGCGAAAAGUUAGGUACACGAUGGCAAUUACUUCGGAUGUUAUGUUCCAUCAGACAUGAGCAGCUGUUGCUUUUACAAGAUAAUGUAUAUUUCUCCUUACUAGGACCGAUGCGGCGAAGAUGUGACACAUAUGUCGCCCUACCGCACGGGCCGUAAAAACUUUUUUGCGAGCUCCGCAACCGACUGAAACCUUAUUUAAUGGCCAAAGCAGCCAAGGCACAAAUAGUUUUUGUUAGAAUGCACUACAUAAUUUUUGUUACCUGAGCUGAAAUUUUCACCCAUUUCAUUCAAAAAUACCAAGCCCUUGUGGCUUAGGUUGUCCGAUAAAUUAACUCGCCGAAGACAUACUACGCCUGUGCUGAAGUUUACUAUUGCGUUCAGGUACCUGAAAAAUUAUCCCCGAUCACCUUUCUCGUACGGUCGUUUUUAAUUUCAACUGUCACUUGCUUGUACCUUUCAGCAAUAAAACUGACUUUCUGUACCAGUU
Molecule: messenger RNA, 2225 nt
Organism: Rhipicephalus microplus (southern cattle tick)
Lineage: Eukaryota; Metazoa; Arthropoda; Arachnida; Ixodida; Ixodidae
Product: ornithine decarboxylase
Cellular component (GO): cytoplasm
Molecular function (GO): ornithine decarboxylase activity
Source: RefSeq, a predicted model, not a curated record